Molecule: messenger RNA, 1976 nt
Organism: Carassius carassius (crucian carp)
Lineage: Eukaryota; Metazoa; Chordata; Actinopteri; Cypriniformes; Cyprinidae
Product: kinesin light chain 2-like
Exons: 14
Coding region: 79-1923 (614 amino acids)
Biological process (GO): microtubule-based movement
Cellular component (GO): cytoplasm; kinesin complex; membrane-bounded organelle
Molecular function (GO): kinesin binding
Source: RefSeq, a predicted model, not a curated record
CGCGUCUGAAUCCAUCACAUCACAUAGUUUACACGCUUGAGUUCAGGAGAAGCGGAUUGUUAAAGCGUCCUGCGGGUGAUGUCCACCAUGCUGUACCCACGAGACGAGGCGCUGGAGCGUCUGACACAGGACGAGAUCGUCCUGAACACUAAAGCAGUGAUGCAGGGUUUGGAGACGCUGCGAGGGGAACACACUCAGCUCCUCAACUCUGUCCUGGACUGUGCUCAGCCGCCCGUCGCACUCGAGAGGUCAGGCCUGCUCCGCAAGAGUCUGGAGGACAUCGAGCUGGGGCUCGGAGAGGCGCAGGUGAUCAUCGCUCUGUCCGCUCACCUGAGCGCCGUGGAGUCGGAGAAGCAGAAGCUGCGUGCUCAGGUGCGUCGUCUCUGUCAGGAGAACCAGUGGCUGCGGGACGAGCUGGCCAGCACUCAACACAAGCUGCAGAAGAGCGAGCAGAGCGUGGCCCAGCUGGAGGAGGACAAGAAGCACCUGGAGUUCAUGAACCAGAUCCGGAAGCUGGACGAGGACGCCUCGCCCUCCGAGGAGAAGGAGAAGGACAAUGUGGACGACCUGUUUCCAAAUGACGACGAGCCAGGGCCAGCUCAGCCCAGCGGUGAAGCGGCGGCGCAGCAGGGAGGGUAUGAGAUCCCGGCCCGUCUGAGGACGCUUCAUAACCUGGUGAUCCAGUACGCCUCUCAGGGACGCUACGAGGUGGCCGUGCCGCUCUGCAAACAGGCUCUGGAGGACCUGGAGAAAACCUCCGGACACAACCACCCAGACGUGGCCACCAUGCUCAACAUUCUCGCCCUGGUCUACAGGGACCAGAACAAAUAUAAAGAGGCGGCUCACCUGCUGAACGAUGCUCUGGCCAUCAGAGAGAGGACUCUGGGGAAAGAUCACCCCGCUGUGGCCGCGACCCUCAACAACCUGGCCGUGCUGUACGGCAAGCGCGGGAAACACAAGGAGGCCGAGCCGCUCUGCAAGAGAGCGCUGGACAUCCGAGAGAAGGUUCUGGGUAAGUUCCACCCUGACGUGGCGAAGCAGCUCAAUAAUCUGGCUCUGCUGUGUCAGAAUCAGGGCAAGUAUGAGGAAGUGGAGUAUUAUUACCGCAGGGCGCUCGAGAUCUAUGAGAACAAACUGGGCGCCGACGACCCCAAUGUGGCCAAGACCAAAAACAACCUGGCCACCUGUUACCUGAAACAGGGCAAAUUCAAAGACGCAGAGACGCUUUACAAGGAGAUCCUGACCCGCGCGCAUGAGAAACAGUUCGGAUCUGUCAACAAUGAUAACAAACCAAUCUGGAUGCAUGCAGAAGAAAGAGAAGAAAGCAAGGGUAAGAGGAAGGACUCGGGUCCGUACGGUGAAUACGGCAGCUGGUACAAAGCCUGUAAAGUGGACAGCCCGACUGUUAACACCACGCUGAAGAGUCUGGGUGCUCUGUACCGCCGGCAGGGCAAACUGGAGGCCGCCGAGACGCUGGAGGAGUGUGCCACGAAAAACCGCAAACAGGGCAUCGAUGCCAUCAAUCAGAGUAAGGUGGUGGAGCUGCUGAAGGAUGGAGGUAGUGCUGGAGGAGACAGACGUCAGAGUCGAGACGGAGUAAACGGCCCCGGAGGGCCCCGAGGAGACUGUGAUGGAGACGAAGCCGAGUGGAGCGGGGAUGGUAACGGCGGGCUGCGCAGGAGCGGCUCGUUCGGGAAGAUUCGGGAAGCGCUGCGGCGCAGCAGUGAGAUGCUGGUGAAGAAGCUGCAGGGCAGCGGCCCUCAGGAGCCACGAAACCCCGGGAUGAAGAGGGCAAGCUCCUUAAAUUUCCUCAACAAGAGUGCAGAAGAAACCUCACAGGAAUCUACCAGCGGUCUGUCAGAAUCCAGAGGACUGAGCGCUAGUAAUGUGGACCUGACCAGAUGCAGCUCUCUGAUCAGUUAGAGACGACGUCUGGACGUGGAAAAGAAACCAAACGGGGAGAGGCUGUUUGCUAC